AUGACCCUCGUCAAAACCCCCAGUAAUGACCAGGAUUAUUUCGAGCGCGUAACCCUCCUCCGUCAGGGAAACUACCUCCUGAGCCUCAUGACCGUCAUUCGAGACGAACUGACAACCUCCAACGCAUUCGCAGCGGCCUUUGAUAGGAUCUCUGACCUCCUUAUAGCAGCAGGUAGCGUUUCCAAGUCCCGUUCAUACAUACGUACCUACCCUACAUCUACAGAAAUCACCGCUCAACACAGUAAAUUCUCCAAGCCAGCUGACCAUCUAUCCAUUCCAAUUCCAGCGCUGGACCUCCUCCCUACAGAGCGACUCACAAUCCGGACUCCAACCGGCUGGACCUACGAAGGAAGACGUCAAGUGAAGCCCGUCUGUGGCGUGAGUAUCCUUCGCGCAGGGGCGAGCUUUGAAACUGCCCUACGAAGGGCUUACGGCGAGAACCUAAGCAUGGGCAAGCUCCUCAUCCAGCGCAACGAGGAAACGAGUCUCCCUGUCCAUCUGUACUCGAAACUGCCAGCGGGUAUCGCGGAGCAGUCCGUUUUAAUCCUGGAACCAAUGCUCGCGACCGGCGGUUCCGCCAUAAAAGCCAUCGACGUGCUGAAAGAGAAAGGCGUGUGCGAGGAGGAUAUCGUCUUUGUGAAUCUGGUUGCGUCGAAGAAAGGGCUCGAGACGAUAAUGCAACGGUUUCCGCGGUUAAGGCUUGUAACUGCAGCGGUAGACGAGGCGUUGACAGUGUCAAAUCAUAUUGCGCCAGGGUUGGGCGAUUUCGGAGAUCGAUUUUAUGGGACUUGA
Molecule: messenger RNA, 792 nt
Organism: Aspergillus nidulans FGSC A4
Lineage: Eukaryota; Fungi; Ascomycota; Eurotiomycetes; Eurotiales; Aspergillaceae
Product: uracil phosphoribosyltransferase
Exons: 4
Coding region: 1-792 (263 amino acids)
Biological process (GO): pyrimidine-containing compound salvage
Molecular function (GO): uracil phosphoribosyltransferase activity
Source: RefSeq, a predicted model, not a curated record